GGCACGGAUCAGGUUCGCGUGCUGGGCCUUGUAUCAAAUCUCUCCACCCCGGUAGGUAGAUCGCUUGCUCAACAACAGUGAUCAUCGGGUUGGUCUCUCUGAAUAUAAAAAGACGAUGGGAUAUGUGAUUGUAAUCGACCUUCCUUUUUGUUUUCUUUCUCUCCAUCCCGCCAACGCUCUUUGCUUCAUCUGAACAAACACACAAACAAAUUCCGACCCGGUGUCGUUUAUAUUCUUCUUCAAGCUUCAAUUUUUUAACUACCCGACCAGGCGUCGCUCUUUAAACUACACCGCUCACUCUCUUAAUUUGUUCGUGUCCAAUCUCGGUCAACACACCUUUUAAUUCAAAAUGGUCCGCAUCACCAUCGCAGCUACCCUGGCUUUCGCCGCCCUCGUCAUGGGUCAGGCCAUCCCCAACAACGCCGGCGCCCGCUCGGUCGGCAACGGCCAAGGCCAGCAGUUCACCACUGGAGGUUGCGUCGCCAACGCCGACUGUCAGGAGGGCUGCUGCGCCAACAACGGCCAGGGUGUCGGUAUCUGCUCCGGCAUCGGUGCCGAAUUCCAAAACGGCAAGCAGGGCUGCGGCUUCAACGACCCCAACGCCGCCGCCACCAUCGCCAAGGCCAAGGAGCAGGUCCAGCGCCAGGGCUUCUAAGGGAAGAGAUGGAGAAAGAGGAAGAAGAAAAAAAGGUUUUUGGGGAAGAGCUGAGGCUGGGGUCGGCAGGAACAUGCAUCUCUUGAAAUAUAGAGGGGGUUUCUUGUCUACCUGGAGGGUUACUCCGAGGGCUUAAUGGAUUGGGGCUCUCGUUGUGUCCUCGAUAAUAUCUUGCAACAGCUAGAGCCACUUUGAGAUUUUCUAGUUAGUUACCAGCAAGAGAUGAUGUCCGGGAUUUGAUCGAAUUGAUCAAGUCCUGACUCAAUACAAUAUCCAAUCAACAAGCACAAUUAACAGUCAGCCAUUGAGGUUGUGAUACAAAUGCAUCUUUCACGGCUGGCCCAACGACGACGGUUAUCUUUGCGUACAGUCGGCAACCGGCAAAAUAAAACAUGGGUAGCGAAAAGUCGGCGGUCUGGUGGUUGCCAAGAAAUGCCAGGCAGCCGUUCAUGGUUAGAUGAUUUGAUCCAGGAUAGGCAAUUGACCGAGACGGCCUUGACCUCAAAUUCCUCUCCCUUUUCACAUGUACGUUCCCACCACGUAAAAGUAAAACCUCAUGCAUCAAAAUCGAUGAUGGGUGUAUGCAUGUCGACGCCAACAAUGGAGCUCCUCGACCUACCAAACGAAGUCCUGCAGGAGAUCUGUAACCAGUUGGAGGGACCACGUUUUGUUGUGUCGGGCCAUAGCAUCUUUUCCACUCCCGACUUUGUACCAGACAGCCCGUCGCUCGCCAACCUCUGUCUCGUGUGCAAGCGCCUUCGAGACAUUGCACAGCCCGUCUUGUUCAAGACCUAUCACAGACAGGUGCAUUGGAACUCUCGUUCUGAGACCAGGCUUUUCCAAUUCACCCUCGCCGUCGCCAAAAGCCCGCGCUUGGCCUCUUAUGUUCGCAGUGUGCACGCAGAAUACCUGCAGCCAGAUUGGGACGCGGGGAACACAGGCGACGAGGUCUUCCUCGCAUCCAUCGCCAAGGAGAGCCUUGGGUUCCCCAGCGAGGAUUACAUUGCUCGGGAACCCAACUAUUAUAACGAACCCAAGAGUUAUCUAGGGGAAGCGAUACCGGCCUUGCUCUUGCUCCUCUGUCCGAGCUUGGAGGAGCUCAAAGUUUUCGUCGCUGACAUGGAAGCCGAAACCAACGGUUGGAUUGGAGGUUGGACCAAAGGGCCCUGGCAAGAUGCAGACCACGCGGCUGAUCCCUCUACCGGGCACAAUAAGAAGUUGGCCCUCAGCUCACUGGCUCUGGAUUUCACAUAUGAGGAUAACAGCCCGGAGGAAGACAUGGUGAGCCCCGAUCUGGCCUUGGUCAACGACAUCGUGCGCUGCGCACCGCAGCUCCGAAAGCUCAGGAUAAGCGACUGCUUGUGCCUGAUGGAGCCCGAAAAAAUCGCACUGGGCAACCUGACAGUCCUGCACCUGCGCAACUGCGGCCUGGAGGUCGAGAGCCUGCGUUGCGUGCUCAAGGCGGCGGCACAGCUCGAGACCUUUAGUUACACGCCCUUCGGACUGUAUAGCGAAGCCAGAGAAACCAGACCCCUAGGCGACCAGAGCCUCCCGCGGGAGGUCUUUGAAGCCCUGGUCGCCAGUCCCUGCCGCGAGACGCUCCUGCACCUGUCGAUAAACUUUGAGUGCCCCGCCGAGGUACUGGGAGAGGGGCAGGACCUGACGGGCUUCCUGGCUGCGCGCCCAAAGUCAAGUCGAUUCCCCUUCCCCCGGUUGCAGACGCUCGUGCUGUCGGACGGCUGCCUAUACGCACCCAAUUAUCGCGGCGGGUCCCAGGUGCUGGCGGAUGCGUUGCCGGCAGGCAUGAGGCAGCUCGAGGUGGUGGACGUCAGGGAUCCGUCGAGGCCGCGUGACGACCUGGUUCGGGUGGCGAAGCGAUCCAGCGCACUCGAGCUGCCCGAGAUGCGUGUCAUUUCGGUGGCGGAGGCUAGAGGCGACAAGCAGGAGAUCAGCACCGAGUGGGGCCGGGACUAUGGGUACGAGCCCUUGUUCGACGCGCUUGACGAGGAGACUGGGGAUUGGGCGAGGUGCCACUACUAUCAGCAAAAUAUCAACUCAUCCCAGAGCAUUUAGUGUUUGGGUUGUUGUUUGCGUUAAUGCUUUGGAGGAUGGGUUCAUGAUUUAAGCCUGUAAUCUCAACUGGUCGCAGGAAAUGUCGAAAUAUUACAUCUGGUGUGUCCUGCUUCAUCUGUUGGCUGGCGUUGACUUGGAUUGUUGUGUGCUCACUCCCCCACAGAUUCACCGAUACCCACCAGUGAGUGAAUCUAGACUAGUUGCUCCUCUCGGGAACAAUACCCCGUGCUGACCCACCAGGCCUUGCAAGACCUGCGAAGCUUCUGAUCUUUUC
Pyricularia grisea is the source of this 3002-nucleotide messenger RNA. RefSeq lists its product as uncharacterized. The coding region runs from base 350 to 655 and encodes 101 amino acids. The transcript has 2 exons. The record is from RefSeq and is a predicted model, not a curated record. Lineage: Eukaryota; Fungi; Ascomycota; Sordariomycetes; Magnaporthales; Pyriculariaceae.